Molecule: messenger RNA, 3351 nt
Organism: Perca flavescens (yellow perch)
Lineage: Eukaryota; Metazoa; Chordata; Actinopteri; Perciformes; Percidae
Gene: sorbs3
Product: sorbin and SH3 domain containing 3
Exons: 21
Coding region: 235-1923 (562 amino acids)
Molecular function (GO): protein binding
Source: RefSeq, a predicted model, not a curated record
AACCGGGAAGUCCUCCGCGGAGGCAGGUCGAGCGAGGGCUGAGAGAGAGAGAGAGAUUGUGUGUCCUGGCUAGUCUCAUGAGUGAGCGAGAGAGUGAAAGAGCAGGGAGUUUCUGCAGCGUGGUUUACGUGCACGACUCAGACAGACAGAGGUGUGAGUUACCACUUUUUAAGGUCCUUUUGAUGCUGGGCACAAGAAUUUCACAUCUGUCACACAAGGACCAUAACCGAUCCCAUGCAGUCUCAGCAACGUGUGGAAGUGGUUGGCGAUCCAAAUGGCUCCCGGGUUAUCUUCUCCAGGGAGGCUGGAGUUUCCUCAGGCCAGCAGAUCCUAACUUCUCCAGAGCUGGCCCAUGAGGUGGUCAUCUCCCCUGGGCUCCCUACGCCUCCUCUGAGCCCUUUUCGCUCAGCAGGGUUGCCAUUUGGAGAGAUGAUGUCAGAGGUGAAUGGAAAUGGACUGACAACUCUCAGCUUUGGAUCUUACUAUGGCCCCUCACAAUUGCAGGGUGGACUGUCCAAUGGCGUCCAGAGCUCUGGCACUUUACCUCGCAGCUGGACGCCCCCUACCAGGGAGGAGAGGCUGAUCAAGUUCUCAGGAAUUGGACCAGUGGAUGAAACUGGGAUGCCCAUUGCCUCCAGAUCAAGUGUGAACAAGCCCAGAGACUGGUACAAGAGCAUGUUCAGACAGAUUCACAAGAAGCCAGAGGAACCUGAGCUGGAGGAUUCGGAGCGGUGGUCAGCCGAACGACUCCAGCUAUCUGCCAACACAGAAGAAAGAAAUGAAGCAGACAAGGAUCUCUUCAGACUAACACCUUAUGGCGCUCUCCCAGACUGGAGCGAGGAUGUAGAUAAGCUGUCGGACCCGGGAAAGCAGCACCCUCAGCCGAAGAGCAUAUUCGACUUUGAGCCUGGAAAGAGCAGCCCCUCGGGAAGCCACAGCCAGGUCCACGUGUCCCCGAAGAAACAACCUGAGCCACCAAAGUCCACUUCAAUCGAGGCCAGCCUGGUCUCUGAGCUGAGUCGGUUUGAGGCUGAGCUGGACUCGGAUAUCAAGGGCCUGGAGAGGACGCUUUCCCAGAAGAAGCAGCGUCGAGGCCGGGGUGAGGGGGCCAGAGACGGGGACCCGGUAACUGCUCCAAAGACUGCCACUGCAAACUCCAGCAAUUCAUCAGCAGCCAAGCAACCUGUCCAUCGCUCUGUUGGCACAUCACUGACCUCUGCUCCCACAUAUGUAGAAACUCCUACUCCAAAUGAGAAAAAGAUGAAAGCAGCGCGAGCCAAGUUUAAUUUCCAGGCUCUGACACCCAAGGAGCUCACGCUGCAGAAAGGCGACAUAGUUUACAUCCACAGGCAGGUAGAUGCCAACUGGUUUGAAGGGGAACAUCACGGAAGAGCUGGCAUUUUCCCCACGUCUUAUGUGGAGAUUCUGCUUCCUACUGAGAAGCCCACACCUACAAAGUCUCCCACUCUACAGGUGUUGGACUAUGGGGAAGCUGUGGCUCUUUUUAACUUCAACGGGGACCUACCUGUUGAACUUUCUUUUCGGAAAGGUGAGACGAUCGAUAUAACCAGGCGUGUUGACGAAAGGUGGUUAGAGGGGAGGAUCUCAGGGACCAGCCGGAGCGGCAUCUUCCCAGCCAAUUAUGUGCAGGGUGUGAUAGGAAACCAGGCAGCUCGGUCUUAUCCACACGUUAACUCCCUGCCGCAAACACAAGUGCCAAACAACCCUGAUUCAACAGUGGUGCAACGCCAACUAUAUAAAGCUGUUUACAACUACAAACCACAGAAUUCAGAUGAGUUGGAGCUCAGAGAAGGAGACAUUGUGCAGGUGAUGGAGAAAUGUGAUGAUGGCUGGUUUGUAGGUACGUCAGAACGGACUCGUGCUUUUGGGACCUUUCCUGGGAAUUACGUGGCACCUGUUUGACCUGCUCACUUCCUGCUUGCCCCCCACCCACCUGGACUCAUAAGAGCCCAACCAAUCACUCACUCAGCUCUCUCCAGCAGAUCCUUCUUUGACACCGCAGCAUUUCUUCAUCACACUCCCCUACACUCCCUAACGCGGCUUAGUCAGACCUGCAUGUUCAACAGAGGCGAAGGCAGGGACAAUGAGUGGUUUUUCACCUCACCUCCCUGCAUGAGUGUGUGUGUGUGUGUGUGUGUGUGUGUGUGUGCGCGUGGGUGUUCCACUGAGACUUGGAGAGUUGUCACACACACCACUCGAGAGAGGAAAGAAUGAAUGCUGAUGAUACUGUUUCACAUGCAAAGAAUGGACAUUUUUGUUCCACAACUAGUUGCAGCUGAAGGAAAUUUACAUUCCUUCCCAGUGACCAGCGCUGUUCCGUCUGAGGUCCUGACACAGUGUGACACUGCAUUCAGCUUCUUCUCUUCUUUUUUUUUGUCACCACAGCGCCAUCACAAACCACUGCUGAUAAUUUAUGAAUUAGGAUGGCACAUUUUCAAUGGAUUUUUUUAUUUUUUUUUAAUCUACCCUUCAAAUAUCUUCCUCAGAUUCUCUUCCAGAUCUCUGAAAGUUCCCUGGGCAAGUUUGAGGAAACGACAUGGACAUCUUUAGAUGUGUGCGUAAAGUGAAUCACAGUAAGGGCGCGGACGUGUCAAGAGAAGUUUAGAGCCUUUCACGAGGCUAUGCAGAAGAGGAAAUUAACAAUUAAUGUGCGUACUGGUUUCCUAAGCAAGUUAUUCAUUAGCGAAUAUUUUGGGUUUUUGUUGGAUGUCCCUCUUAAGCCAUGAAGUGGAAUGCCAAAUGUGAAAGUAAAGAUAUAGAUCAUGUUCUGCGCUUGCUUAGCUCUGAAAUGAAAUGUCAAACUGUAAGUAGUACAAGAUCAGCCGAGUUGAAUAGCUUCAAAUAAUAAAUCUGCAGCAAAUGGGUGAAUGAUCUUUUGAAGUAUUUGAAGUACUGUAAAGCUCUGUGUGCCAAAUCUAACCUUUCAUGACAUUUUUAUUUCUUUUAAUUCUCCAUUAAACAAUCCCAGCUGACUUUAUUUCUGCUAUUGCUGCUGUUAUAAUGUUUCCUCUGCUUACGGGGCAAAACAUUCUCACUUUGACAGUAUUUCCAAAAUCACUUAAGUUUGUACCAGUGCAACUUUUCACAAGUGUGACCUUUCGAAACCCAAUUAGACAUCAUAAUCAUGUGGUCAUUCUGCAAUUUUAUAUGAUAUAUUCAUGAUUUCCCUGUAAAAAUGAAUAUUUAGUAGACACAGGAGAUAAUUGUACAGACUGUAACCUUUUAUCAAAUUCAAAGUAUAAUAUAUAUUUGCUUAUAAAACAAUGUAUCUCAUAUGUAUGGUACGCAAUUUUUUUUUUUAAAGCAAUAAAACAUUACAGAGUGAUAUGA